This is a messenger RNA of Colletotrichum graminicola M1.001, 903 nucleotides long. RefSeq names its product HIT zinc finger. The coding region runs from base 1 to 903 and encodes 300 amino acids. Lineage: Eukaryota; Fungi; Ascomycota; Sordariomycetes; Glomerellales; Glomerellaceae. Gene Ontology annotation, biological process: chromatin remodeling. Gene Ontology annotation, cellular component: Swr1 complex. Gene Ontology annotation, molecular function: nucleosome binding. The record is from RefSeq and is a predicted model, not a curated record. The transcript is spliced from 2 exons.
AUGAACAACUUUGGAGUCUACGAGCUCGCCAGCGCAAAGGUCACAUCCGCCCCGGGAUGGGCCUACGUCCCCGACACGGGCGUCAACCCGGCCGCCGCGGCGCUCCAGCCCACGAACCGCAAGCGCGCCGCCCGCGGCAAAGCCAACCCGUCUGCCUCGGACCUCACCGUCCGCCAGGAGGCCAAGAUCCGCAAGGAGCUCGAGCAGCUCGACCGCGACGGCGGCCGCGAUGCCUCUAUCCCCAUCCCGGCCAAGGGAUCUAGAGGCCAGAACAAGAGCACCCCCAACAUUCGCAAGAUCCUCCAGUCCCAAAAGACGUUCCACAACCACCUCGACGACUACCUCGCCCAGCUCUCCCACACCGACAACGCCCCCGCGCCACACCCGAACCAGCACACCCCCAGACCAGCCAACAAGCCCCCCCACCCGAACCAGCACACCAAGCGCAACGCCGCGAAGCGCUCCAAGACGUCGACGCCCAAGCCGACGCCCGCGGAGCCCGAGGACGUCGAGAUGACGCCCGCGCCUCCGGCCGCCGGCGGAGAGAGUAACUCAACGACAGCAGGGGCCAAGGAGCCGGCGGACGACCCGGUGCUGGCUCCGUACGAAGGUCCCACGCCGGCCCCGCACCCGGGCGACGACGAUCCCCUCCUCGCGUCGCGGGUGCCCGAGGCGCCGACUGACGAGGAGCUGCGCUGGCUUCUCGCGCAGCCGAUGCUGAGCUUCUGGGACGCGCGCGCCGAGCCGGGCGACGAGGACGCCGCGCGGUACCCCGUGCGGACCUUCUGCGAGCUGUGCGGGUACUGGGGCCGCGUGCGGUGCAUCAAGUGCGGGACGAGGGUGUGCGCGCUCGACUGCCUCGAGGCGCACCGAGAGGAGUGUUUCACGCGGUACGGGAUUUGA